AUGCUUUUACCGAACUACAUAUUUUGGCUCUUGGCUCUCGUCGCUAUCUCAUAUGCAAACCUGGAAUGCAAAAUUUCACCUACCGAUUCAGCAUGGCCCUCGGCGAACCAAUGGUCUGCAUUCAAUCGUUCCAUCGACGGAGUUCUGAUUGAAACUUCCCCCGUUGCAUCAUCUUGCUACCCUGGCAAUCCGUUCGACUCGCCGGAAGACUGUACCAGCGUACAAGACAAAUGGUCCUAUGCGGCGUACCAUGCUGUCUGGCCCGAGAGCAUCGACUAUCCAAUCUACACGAAUAACUCCUGUGUUCCCAAGGGUGCCACUGGUUACGUUAAGGGAAAAGGCUGCAGUGUUGGUGGACUGCCACAGUAUGUUGUGAAUGCUACGACCAUCGAACAUAUCUCCAAAGCAAUGAAAUGGGCCUCUGAACGGAAGAUUCGGAUUGUUGUGAAAGGGACCGGGCAUGACCUGAACGGCCGAUCAACUGGAGCGUUUGCGCUUUCUAUUUGGACACACAAUUUCAAUAAUAUCGAACGGCGACGUGCUUGGAAAUUGCCAGGUCGCAAUGAAACCGACGAUGUUGUUAUUUGUGGGAGCGGUAACAAUUGGGGCUCUGUUUACACUGCAGUUCAUCGCAUGAACAGGACUGUUGUUGGUGGUGAAGAUGCUACUGUUGGUCUCGGAGGUCUAAUCCAAAAUGGCGGUCAUGGAUUUUUGUCCAGCCACCACGGUCUUGCAUCGGAUCAAGUUUACCAAGUCACAGUUGUUACCACCGAUGGUAGACAUCUUAUUGCAAACAGUGUGGAGAAUGAGGAUCUCUUUUGGGCUAUUCGUGGCGGUGGAGGAGGCCAGUAUGGGGUGGUAACGGAGUUUAUUCUGAAGACAUACCCUGUUCCUUCAAACGUGGCCAUGGGUGGCUUUUCUUUCUACGCGGCAAACACGUCAAAAAUCAGCGAGACUGCCUCAUGGAAUGCACUGUCGGAAGUGGUCUCUUCGAUACCAGACAUAAUGGACGCUGGUUUGAAUGGCAACAUCACCGCAUAUACCAAGACACGGGCAAUGGCAUUGGGUCUCAAGGAAGCACCGCCCGGUGUUGCAACAGUGGUUGGUCUCGUUGGGUUAAACAUGACGACUGAUCGCAUGGAUCAUAUCGUCAAUAAGCUCGCCGCCCGAGUUGCAUCCAUGGGCCACGGCAGCUAUCUAAACAUCUCUCUGCAACAGACGCUCAGUCAGAGUUACUGGUCUUUUGUAAAGCCGAACCCGCUAUCUAGUAACUCUGCUGGAGCUUUCAGCCUGAUGACCAGCCGCCUGAUGGGCCGAAGGGAAUUAUCGGACAUUUCUCGGGACGACCUAACGGAAUAUCUUCGACAAGCUUUGGUUUCUGAGAAUCCAGAAGCUGGAACAAUGUUACUGUUUGGAUUGCAAGGCGGCCGCGGGCCUGCACAAGUCCCAAUGCAUAUGCAUGGAAGUGUUCUUCCUGCUUGGCGUACCGCCUACGCUCACGUUUUCACCCUGGGUGCAUCAGUCAACACGACAGGUGAUGCCAGCGAGUCCCUGAAAGCUGCCGCGGAUUGGUAUGAGGCUAAUAAAGAGCCUGUCUGGAGAAAUUGGGCCCCUAACACCGGGUCCUACAUGAACGAAGGCAACCCAUUCAGUAGUACCUGGAAGAGGGAUUUCUAUGGUGAGAACUACGGGAAACUCCUUGCCAUUAAACGCAAGUUUGAUCCUAGCGAAAGCCUAUUUGUCUGGAGUGGUGUUGGUAGCGACUUGUGGAAUUAUGAUCUGAACUCUGGUUUGCUAUGCCGGGUCGCAUCGUGA
Molecule: messenger RNA, 1815 nt
Organism: Penicillium antarcticum
Lineage: Eukaryota; Fungi; Ascomycota; Eurotiomycetes; Eurotiales; Aspergillaceae
Product: FAD-dependent oxidoreductase
Exons: 2
Coding region: 1-1815 (604 amino acids)
Molecular function (GO): FAD binding; oxidoreductase activity
Source: RefSeq, a predicted model, not a curated record